Plasmopara halstedii is the source of this 249-nucleotide messenger RNA. Its product is annotated as protein. The transcript has 3 exons. NCBI's taxonomy places the organism in Eukaryota, Oomycota, Peronosporomycetes, Peronosporales, Peronosporaceae. The record is from RefSeq and is a predicted model, not a curated record. The coding region runs from base 1 to 249 and encodes 82 amino acids. Gene Ontology annotation, cellular component: transcription elongation factor complex. Gene Ontology annotation, molecular function: RNA polymerase II complex binding. Gene Ontology annotation, biological process: transcription elongation by RNA polymerase II.
AUGGGUCGGCGGAAGAAGUCAACUAAAAAAAUUCAGACGCGCAAGAAGCAAAUAGUUUCGACCGUGUUCAAGUGCCCCUUUUGCUCACAUGAAGAUGCCGUUGAAUGCAAAAUGGACCGUGAACGCAAUAUUGGUCAUUUGUCCUGUCGUGUGUGCACCGAGAGUUUUCAGACGCCUAUACACUAUUUGAGUGCGCCAAUUGACGUGUAUACGGACUGGAUUGAUGAGUGUGAGGCGCUAAAUACAUAG